AUGGAGGGUGUGGGGCGUACGGAUGCGGCAGUUUUAGAGCUGCCCUGGGUACCGGUUUGUGUAAGGGGCUGUAAGCUUCUCGCCAAAGCCUGGUUCGGGGACACCGAGUACCGAGUGCUGCUCAGCGACCUGAAUUGUGUUUGGGAAGAAGAAAUGGACGCUGAAGCUAUUCAGACGCGCGCUCAGAAACUGAAUAAGCGUCUCAGCGCGCCCGUCACGUCUAUCUACUCCCACCUGCGUUCGGUGGCCCAGCCCCGUCUGUCGGGCCAGACAGAGGACCAGGAGGGAUCUGGCCACUUCUCCCUGGAAUACCGUGGUACCGACCUGACACUCAGGCUCAAAAGCUUAUUGGCAGGGGUGCCUUUCCACUGGGAAUUCUGCUGCACGUCCGCUCCCGUCACAGUGGUGUGCAGGCAGUUGGUGCGCCCUCUGUUGGCCAUAAGCCAGGUACUUCGGAGACAAGUCGGAGAGUUGGGAGCCCUGUUGAUCAGGAAGGAUGCAGAGAUCCAGGACUACAGAGAAAAUGGAGCAGCGCUCACUAGAAGCAGGCUACAGACUGAGCUGUUUGAGGAAGACAGAUACAGAGAGAACUUCAUCACUGAGACCCUUCCUCAGAUGGGUUUAUCACAGGAGAGUGUGCAGUUUGACUCUGACCUGCAGGAGCUGUAUGUGGCAGUGAGUUCUCAGAGAAACGGGCAGAAACGCAAACGCGCCGAUGACCUCGCGGAUCGGCCUGACGACAGCUCUGUUCCCGUCCAGAACGCGCCUGACACUGACCCUGCUGGGAGCAUGACCUCAGGUGACAGGUCUUCAGUGGGUGUCGAGAGGGAGCAGUCUGAAAAUAAAGAGGCUACAGGAGAACCCCAGGAGGCCGAGAGCGAACAGACUGUACCCCUCACUCCAGCUGUGGCUACCGCUGUCAGCCGCGCUGGCCCCCGACCCAAGAAGAAGAAAGCGCUUGGACUGUUCCGAUGA
Molecule: messenger RNA, 975 nt
Organism: Chanos chanos (milkfish)
Lineage: Eukaryota; Metazoa; Chordata; Actinopteri; Gonorynchiformes; Chanidae
Gene: nhej1
Product: nonhomologous end-joining factor 1
Exons: 7
Coding region: 1-975 (324 amino acids)
Biological process (GO): double-strand break repair via nonhomologous end joining
Cellular component (GO): DNA ligase IV complex; nucleus
Molecular function (GO): DNA end binding
Source: RefSeq, a predicted model, not a curated record